CGACCUUGUCAGAGCCUAUAAAGGUCCCUGUUGCUUGUCCAGCGUCUACUCGCGAGUUCUACCUGAAGCGCGACCGUCCACAAUGAAACUGAUCUUGGCUUUGUCCGCAUUUGUUUGUGCGACUUUGGCCGCGCCGUCGAGACCUAUAGUGGUGCCGGAGCUGCCUCACGCUGUUCACGCCACCCCCAUAGUUCACGCCGCCCCCGCUGUUCACGCCGCCCCCGCUGCUGUGGUCGCCGCCCCCGUAGCCGUAGUCUCCAGCCAGUCCCACGCCCAGGAUGAGCUCGGUCAGUACAGCUACAGCUACAGCAACCCUCUCUCCUCCAAGGUGGAGACCAAGACAGUUGACGGUAUCACUAGAGGAGGUUACUCCUACCUCGACUCCCACGGCCUCGUCCAGAGUGUCAACUACGUCUCUGAUGACGUGAACGGUUUCCGUGUGGCCGCCUCCAACUUGCCCCUAGGACCGGUGACGCCGCAGCAUGACGAGCCCCUGGUAGCUGCUGAGAAGGCCAAGGCAGUCGCUGCCCUGCACGAGGCCGCCGCCCAUGACGCCGCGAUUGCCCACGAGAACGAAGUGUCCCAUGGCCCAUCACCAGUGUUCGUGGAGGCCCCCGUAGCCCACGGUCCUGCGCCCACUGUUUUUGUACCUGCUGCUCCCGCUGCCCCUUCUACUCCGGCCCCACCAGAGGUACACGUAACUCCCGCACCCAUCACCUAUGUAUCUCCUUCUGCUGCUCCCGUGGUCUCUGUAACUCCAGCUCCCUAUCACGCUCCUACCCCUGCACCCUACGUAGCCCAUGUCACUCCAUCCUCAUACGCUGCUCCCGCUGAGCACGCUCACUCAUAUGCCACGGUGGAACUCGACUCCUCUGACUUCCCUCCACCUUCACCACAAGUCUACUUCCACCCCUCCUCCGUGGCUGUUCCACACGAUGCCGCUCCUUCGCCACAACCUACCGUCGUCCCUGUUGUUCCUGCAGAACCUUCUCCAACUCCAGUGAUUGUCGCCUCACCCUCACCCUCUCCAGUGUCUUACGUUUCGCCUGAGGUUCAUGUCACCCCGGGCCCAGCUCUUCCUCUGGCACACGCUGCCCCCGCUUUUCACGCCACCCCCGUAGUUCACGCUGCCCCCGCUGUUCACGCUGCCCCCACUGUUCACGCUGCCCCCGCUGUUCACGCCACCCCCGUAGUUCACGCCGCCCCCGCUGUUCACGCCGCCCCCGCUGCUGUGGUCGCCGCCCCCGUUGCCGUAGUCUCCAGCCAGUCCCACGCCCAGGAUGAGCUCGGUCAGUACAGCUACAGCUACAGCAACCCUCUCUCCUCCAAGGUGGAGACCAAGACAGUUGACGGCAUCACUAGAGGAGGUUACUCCUACCUCGACUCCCACGGCCUCGUCCAGAGUGUCAACUACGUCUCUGAUGACCACAACGGGUUCCGAGUGGCAGCCUCCAACUUGCCGACGGCCGCGGUGCCCGUGGACAUCCCUGACAGCCACGACGUGGCUGCAGCCAAGCAGGUGUUCUUCAGCGAGUUGGCCAGAGCUAAGGCAGCUGCGGAGGCGGCCCCUGAUCCACACGCUCACGAGUACUAGACAGUAGACAGUAGACACUUCAGCUGUAGACCACACAGCACAAUCCUUCUAGAAUAGCAAAGAUAAAUUAUAUCGAGCCAUUUAAGAUGCCAUCAUUUUUCGUUAUUAAAUGUAGGACAAAUCAUUAUGACUGAUCCACCGUUCGUUUAUUAUUUGUACGAACACGCGUUCAAUUCGAGCUAUAUGGAUAUCACUCAUGUUAAAAUAACUAUAAAUAUAAAUUGCUGCUUGCAAAGUAAAAUUUACCGCAAUACAAUGUUCCAGUAGUUGAGUGGUGGCAAAAUUGUUGUCUUGUGUAGUGCAAGCAUUACUUUUGAUAGCCACAUUAUAUACGACAGUACACUGUUCAAAAUACACUGGAAAUUAUCGAAUCUUGUCAAUUGAAUAUGUAAUCAAUCACUCAGCUUUGUUCUGCAUUUAUUAACUUUAAGUCCUUCGCAACUCAAUACGACCUAAGCUUGUAGUAAGUAAUUGUAUUUUGUACUUAUGUUAAGUAAUUUAAGCAAAUGUGAUAAUAAUUUAUGUCUUGAGUAGUAUUUUAAUAAAAUAUUAAUGCAA
Messenger RNA from Macrosteles quadrilineatus (aster leafhopper), 2152 nucleotides. RefSeq names its product calphotin-like. Gene Ontology annotation, cellular component: chitin-based extracellular matrix. Gene Ontology annotation, molecular function: structural constituent of chitin-based larval cuticle. The transcript has 5 exons. NCBI's taxonomy places the organism in Eukaryota, Metazoa, Arthropoda, Insecta, Hemiptera, Cicadellidae. The coding region runs from base 83 to 1594 and encodes 503 amino acids. The record is from RefSeq and is a predicted model, not a curated record.